This is a messenger RNA of Notothenia coriiceps (black rockcod), 539 nucleotides long. Its product is annotated as cyclin-T1-like. The record is from RefSeq and is a predicted model, not a curated record. The transcript is spliced from 3 exons. NCBI's taxonomy places the organism in Eukaryota, Metazoa, Chordata, Actinopteri, Perciformes, Nototheniidae. Gene Ontology annotation, molecular function: cyclin-dependent protein serine/threonine kinase regulator activity. The coding region runs from base 19 to 483 and encodes 154 amino acids. Gene Ontology annotation, biological process: regulation of transcription by RNA polymerase II.
CUAUCGUCCUUCUCAGUGAUGGCGGCUUCGUUUGGUUCUCUCCCUGCAAGCUGUAACAACAAAUGGUACUACACCCGGGAACAGAUCGACAACAACCCGUCUAAGCGAGCUGGACUUGAUCCGGACAAGGAGCUGUCCUACAGACAACAGGCAGCCAACCUGCUGCAGGACAUGGGACAGCGGCUCAAUGUGUCCCAACUUACAAUUAAUACAGCCAUUGUGUACAUGCAUCGAUUCUACAUGGUCCAGUCUUUCACCAGAUUUCACAGAAAUGUUAUUUCUCCAGCCGCACUCUUCCUCGCUGCAAAGGUUGAGGAGCAGCCCCGGAAGUUGGAACAUGUUAUCAAGGUUGCCCAUGCAUGCCUCAAUCCUCAGGAUCCUUCACCAGAUGUACGCAGUGAUGUAAGUAUUGGGCUUUGGUCAACAUUGCCAGCAGUUGUGCUCUAUCUCCUCCUAAGAUUACCUGAUGUGGUAGAGAUUUAAUCUCCGCAGUAUUAAAUCUUAAAGGUCCCAUGUCAUGGCCAUUUCUACUGAUCAUA